This is a messenger RNA of Gossypium raimondii (Peruvian cotton), 2581 nucleotides long. RefSeq names its product histone-lysine N-methyltransferase, H3 lysine-9 specific SUVH1. Gene Ontology annotation, cellular component: nucleus. Lineage: Eukaryota; Viridiplantae; Streptophyta; Magnoliopsida; Malvales; Malvaceae. The coding region runs from base 263 to 2236 and encodes 657 amino acids. The record is from RefSeq and is a predicted model, not a curated record. Gene Ontology annotation, molecular function: protein binding; histone methyltransferase activity; zinc ion binding. The transcript has 2 exons.
AAAUAGAAACACAGUGGCAGUCAAACGUGUACAAAGCAGUGAACACUUCUCCAAAAAAAAGACACAUUUCGAAACUCAUAAAGUUCAUACAUCAAACUUUCACUCUCUCUUUCUUUACUUUAGUUUCCUCUUCUCCCUUUCUUCUUUGCUCUUCUCCUUCCACCAGGAGCUUGGUUUUGUGCAUAGAAGAGGGAAAACUGGAUUGAUUUAAAGAAAAAAGGGGGAAAAAUACUUUGGCUGAAAAGCUUUAGUUUUGUUUGAAAUGGAAGGAGGGUUAGGUGGAAACACCGGUCCAACAAAUCCUAGUGAUAAAUCUAAAGUUUUGGAUGUAAAGCCACUACGGACAUUGGUUCCGUUAUUCCCCGAGCCACCUGAGGGUCCUCCUUUUGUCUGUGUACCUCCUAAUGGCCCUUUCCUGUCUGGGUUUUCACCAUUUUUCCCUUUUAGUGGACAACAAGUAUCCCAACCUACACCUGACCUUAACCAAAAUUACUUAAAUUCAACUGCUGUUCCGCUUCGGUCAGUUAGAGCCGAACCAGCACCAGCUUCUGGCAAUGGCAGUCAUAAACACAAGUCAGCCGGACCAAGUUCUGUGAAGAAGAAAGCAAAGAGGCGAAAAGAUUCAGAGUCUGUAUUAACUUCUCUUAUGAAUUUCAAUCCUGGAAUCAGUUUAUCCGAACGAGAUGAUGGUAACAGGCAAUUGGUCGAAAGUGUGCUUUUGAGGUUUGAUGCACUUAGGAGAAAGCUUAGCCAAAUGGAAGAUGCUAAGGAAUUACAUUCCAGUAUUAUUAAGCGUUCAGACUUGAAAGCUGCCAACAUGAUGUUGACCAAAGGGGUGCGGACUAACAUGAAAAAGAGAAUCGGGGUUGUUCCGGGUGUUGAAAUCGGGGACAUUUUCUUCUUCCGGAUGGAGCUAUCUUUAGUGGGGUUGCAUUUUCCAUCCAUGGCUGGAAUUGACUACAUGGCUAUCAAGAGCGGCGAUUUAGAGGGUGAGCGAGUGGCUUUAAGCAUCGUUUCAUCUGGAGGGUAUGAUGAUGAUGCUGAAGAUCCUGAUGUUUUGGUAUAUAGUGGUCAAGGUGGGAGUGCCAGUAGAGAUAAAGAAGCAUCCGAUCAGCAGCUUGUAAGGGGCAAUCUUGCUUUGGAAAGGAGCUUCCACCGAGGAAAUGAAGUACGAGUCAUUCGGGGUUUGAAAGAUAAUGUCCAUCAAAUGUCGAAGGUCUAUGUGUAUGACGGGCUUUACAAGAUCCAAGAAUCGUGGAUGGAGAAAGGGAAAUCGGGUUGCAACAUGUUCAAGUAUAAGUUGGGAAGGAUCCCUGGGCAGCCAGCUGCUUUUGCCACAUGGAAAUCAAUUCAGAAGUGGAAAGAAGGUCUUCCUUCGAGGGCCGGACUUAUUAUUCCCGACCUCACUUCAGGUGCAGAAAGCACACCUGUUUCACUCGUAAAUGAGGUUGAUGAUGAAAAGGGGCCUGCUUACUUCACAUAUUCCCCAACUAUCAAGUAUUCAAAACCAUUCAAGUUAGUGCAACCUUCUUAUGCUUGCAGCUGCCAUGAUGCGUGUCAACCUGGAAAUUCUAACUGCUCCUGCAUUCAAAAGAACGGGGGCGAUUUCCCUUACACCACCAAUGGGGUUCUAGCGUGUCGAAAACCCAUGAUUUAUGAGUGUGGUCCCACUUGCCCUUGUAUUCGGAACUGCAAAAACCGAGUUAUACAAACUGGUUUGAAAGCUCACUUAGAAGUUUUCAAGACAAGAGAUCGUGGUUGGGGUCUACGGUCAUGGGACCCUAUUCGAGCAGGUACAUUUAUUUGUGAAUAUGCAGGUGAAGUUAUUGAUGAAACCAAGGCAAGGCAGGAAAGUGGAGAUGGUGAAAGCGAGUACAUUUUUCAUACGAACCGUCUCUACGAAUCCUUCAAGUGGAAUUUCGAAGCCGAAAGUAGCGAAGAUUUUGAUAUCCCGUCUCCCGUAAUCAUAAGUUCAAAGAACAGUGGAAAUGUAGCUAGAUUUAUGAACCAUAGUUGCACCCCAAAUGUUUUCUGGCAGCCAGUGAUGUAUGAACAUAACAACGAAGCGUUUCUCCAUAUUGCUUUCUUUGCAAAGAAACACAUCCCUCCUAUGACAGAGUUGACGUUCGAUUACGGUAUUCCGCAAUCAGGGGAGACCCAAGCCGACAACCCCCCGGCAAACGGAAGGAAGAAAUGCUUAUGCGGAUCACCGAAAUGCCGAGGCUAUUUCUAUUGAGCUUCGGUUGCGAACUUUUUGGCCUCUGGAAGGAGGUAUUGGAUCUAGCUCAUCUUUGUCUAAAAAUCAUGCAACUCUCUAUAGUGCAUUAUAUAUUUAAAUGUUAAUAGCUUGUUGUCAUGCUAUAUGGCUGCCAUUAAAUUGCAGAAGAACUGGAAAACCAUGUUUGAUGGUGAUUUUGUAGUCUAUCUUGUAGAAAUGGGAAUCAGUCAAUGGUUCAAGUUAAAUGGCAAAUUACUUGGUAUUUAACUUGAACAAAAUUAAGGUUUAAUUUUUUGGUAAAGAAAGAUGUGGUCCAAACUUGGCAUUAAAUAUUUAAUGAAGUGAAAUGACAGUUACUUUGAA